GAGGGCGCGACCCCGAGGAGCGGCGCCCCCCUCCCCCGCCCGGAGCCGGCGGGUGGCGUGGCUGCACUUGAAAGAAACGGCCUCCGCGGGCCGCCGCCUCCCGGGGCUCCCGAGGGCCUGGUACCGCCCCCAGCACCCCAAGUACAGCGGCUGCCAGCCCCGGGAGACAUCCCACCCCAGCCAAGGGCGGGUUCGCGGAGAAGAGACGAUGCUUAAGGCUACAAGGACAGCAGUCUCCUGGACCACCUGAAUUGCCCUUGAAGCUUGAGUUAUGACAUCAGGGGCGAAUAUGCUGGACCCCCAAAGUGAACUGGAGUUUUUUAACCAAGACAAUAUGGAGGAGAUCUCCCAACUCGCUACCCUGGAGAUGUCAAGGGAGGCAAUAGCCAGGAAGAAAUCUUUAGCCGUUGUCCCGGAAAAAGCUUACUAUCCAGACUCCGUGUACGUUAUGGCAGCGAACAUUUUUCAGGGUAUUCAAAUCGAAAAGUCGCCAGACAGAGUCAUAAUAAAGUACGGGAAUGAACCCCUGCCGUGCUGGUUCCAAUCUGAGGAUGAAUCUUUUCAGCGUUUGUCCUAUGAGCUGGCUUUCAGUACCCUGAAGUAUCAAGAUAUUUUGGAAACUAUAUUAAUAGACAGCUAUAUCUUCCCAAGUACCAAAAUACCAGAUCAGUUGAGCAGUCUUAUUAUUGUGAUGCUGUACGAUUUCCAAGAUAGAAAAUUUCAACCCCGUGUCCUUCCCGAUAAUGAAGAGUCCAUAUCAGAAGUUCAAGAAGUAGAGAGCCUUCUUAACAGCUUUAAGACAAAAUUGGCUGCAGCAUUGGCAAGAUGUCGGAUCAAGCAUGAUGCUCUCUCGAUUUACCAAAUCCUCCCGGAGACAGUCAGGAGACAGGAGCAGAGGGCCUCCACUCUGCCUCUCUAUGCUUGGAUAAACACUGGUAAAAUCAGCCCUGAAGAAGUUUAUAGUAGUUUGAGGAGAAAAGGUUAUAAUAAAGUCAAAUCUGUAUUGCAUCUCGAUGAGAAAGUGUUUGCUGUGGAUCAGCAUUGCUAUGAUGUCUUGAUUUUCCCAUCUCAUCUCAAAAAAGAUCUUGCAAACAUAGAUCUUUUCAAAGAUUAUAAACUCAUUUUUCAGGAUAAAUCUCGAAGUCUUGCUGUCCACUCUGUAAAAGCUUUAUUAAAUAUGGAUGAUGAUAUCUUAAUGGUCAACACAGGCUCAUGGUACACAGUUGCCCAUAUGUCAAUCUUAACAAAUAAUAAUACUUCAAAAAUAUUUGUAUGUGGGAUACAAUCACCAGAUAAGGAACCUGACGUGAAGAAACUUUUUACAAAAAUGGGAUGUCAAAAUAUUGAGAUCCUUCCUGAGACAUUUAUUGGCCUCGAAUCCAAGGACCACAGGCUACAGAAUGUCAAGGUCAUUCUGCUGUUGCCUCGCUGUUCAGGACUAGGUGUUAGUAACCCGGUGGAGUUUAUUUUAAACGAACAUGAAGAUACAAGUUUACUUCAAGAUCUUUCUCAAGGCGGUCCACCAAAAAGUAAACUUCAGAUUCUUGUUCAGCAGCAAUAUGAACAGCUAACGCAUGCAAUGAAAUUUACUAAAGUGCAGGCCGUUGUUUACUGCACAUGUUCUGUUUAUACAGAAGAAAACGAAGCUGUUGUUAUGAAGGCACUGGAAUGUCAAACCCAGGGGAUUAAAAUACAGCCUUACAGACUCAGUCCCCCCGUUCUUCCACUGUGCUCCCUAGAAGAAAUACAAUUGUCUAUGGACAAGUUUUUCAGAGUGGAACCAUCCGAUGUUACCAAUGGUUGUUUCCUUUCUAUUUUAACAAGAGAGCGAGAUCCCUCCGAGACAGUGUCUGUGAAGGAUGUUCUGGCCCGAGCUGCAGCCAAAGGUCUACUGGAUGGGGUUGACGUUGGGAAGUCAUUGAAACGGGAGAAGAAGAGGAAGAAAUCCAAAACAACACUGCCCAAAGCUCCUGCUCAUGAUAACAGUGGCAUCCAAAUGAAAAUCACUGAGUUCCUGAGUCGAGAAGGUAAACUGAGUACUUUGCAAGGCGAGGUAUUAACAGUAAAAACACCUCUCCCACCAAAAACGGUGUCUCAAGUGGGCACUUCCUCCCAGGUUAGAAAAGCCGGCAGGCCUGCCACCAACAAUACUUUAGUGACCACACUGAUGAAGACCACCUGUCCUCCCAGGCCAGAAGAACGGCCGACGAACUUGAGACGAACUCGGCCAGAAGGCAGAGUGAUUCCUCUGAAAUCCGUGGAGAUUGCCUUGCCGCCGGUGAUGUUCCCAUUCUCGAGUCCCCAGGGGGUCAGAGCUCAGAUCCCAACAAACAAUUUUUACUAUCGCUUGGUUGGAGCAAAGGCUACUAUGCCGGGCUAUGUUCCACCCUCCCCGCCCAGGAGAGGGGAGAAGUCUAAGGAAAGCACCCCCUCCUCCUUCCUUAAACACCCUAAACCAUGGCUUUGACUGGGCGGCCCUCCUUCUUCCAGGGUGGCUGGGAGUUCUCUACAUUUAGACACCCUUACACAAGAUACUGGGGCUUUGAGUAGCUUAGUAUCUUAUAGUGCAAUUUUACCUCCCGAGAAUGAAGACAGAUGAGAACUACCAAUGGAGGGGAUCGAGUGAGCGAACGGAGGUCUCAUCAGCUCAGUGCUAAUCUGUUUUAGGAUGCCCAGUUUCAGACCGGCUCAGCUGGUAGAACUUGGCUCACUCACUCCGGGGAGUCUGAAGUGCGGGCUGAGCAGCUGUCUUACCUGAAGGGAGCCGAGGAUACCUCCCAGCAGGCUGCUCUGCAGACUUCCUUGAGGGGCUUGGGAGAAGUCCUCAGAUACAAAGACUGCUGUCCCCUCCUGCCCGCUCCAGCUCCAGCCAGGAACCUGAACCCACUCCUUAGCCAGGCAGUUACUGUGUGUAGUUGAAGCCUCUUGAAUCCCAAAUGAGGCCAGCCUUUCCCUUUAGCAUCCCACUGUUCCUGAAACAGUACUUGCCAGGAGGUUCUGUAAUGGAUUGAGCUUUGAGUAGGAGGACAGGAAAUGUCUAGUGCCAGGUGUGCAGUCCAGACGUCCACACAAAAAAAGAGGGUUCUGGAGAGUUUCCAGAUUCCCUCCCUUCUGUUUACGUCAAACAUUGUUGGAAAAAGGACAGUGAGCAAAUUUCUACCUAGUUAUUCUUGUUCUGAGAAAGAGGCCUAACUAUUGAACACACGCAAUGGAUCAUUGAAAAAACUCCCAGAUUUCUGAUUCUAUGCAAUGAUCAAGUGACAGAGCCGAAUGUACAGGUCAUUUCGAUGGCACAUGGUGACCAAACCUUGGUAACUCAUUUCUGAUGCACAAUUAAAAUAUAUUGUAGCACUAUGUUAAUACAUUAAAUGUCAAUUACUUUUAGCUAUAUUAACAAUUGCCUGCCAAUAUUGACAUGAUUAUCGUUUCUGGGUCUGAUUUUUUUCAUCAUGGCAACAGAAAUUGUUUGACACUAAAUAAAGUUAUGACUAAAAGUCUUA
Peromyscus leucopus (white-footed mouse) is the source of this 3500-nucleotide messenger RNA. It is a transcript of the gene Nsun7, whose product is annotated as NOP2/Sun RNA methyltransferase family member 7. The record is from RefSeq and is a predicted model, not a curated record. Gene Ontology annotation, molecular function: methyltransferase activity. The coding region runs from base 272 to 2467 and encodes 731 amino acids. The transcript is spliced from 12 exons. NCBI's taxonomy places the organism in Eukaryota, Metazoa, Chordata, Mammalia, Rodentia, Cricetidae.